Messenger RNA from Amoebophrya sp. A25, 1935 nucleotides. The record is from the annotation of a GenBank genome assembly. NCBI's taxonomy places the organism in Eukaryota, Dinophyceae, Syndiniales, Amoebophryaceae.
UGGAGUCGUCCUCGUUUCCAACUCCUUCAUGGAGCGAGCCUUGUUCCAAACGCAGAUCCUGAAGAAAGAGAUUAUGACCUUGCGUACAGUGCACCGCGUCCGCAGCGAGGAAGAAGCCCUGGGAAAGUUGUCAGAAGCUUCGGUUUUAUGGCUCUUUACAGUAUUAGUUAUGGCGACGCUUCCCUGUGCUGUGUCGCUUGUCGUGCUGACACAUUUUCACCCCUCCAGCACUUUCAUCAGGGACGAGUAUCUGAUCUUCAUUCAUCUUCUUCACAUCAAUCAGGGCCAUCACCAUCAUUUCUCUCCGUUUCUUUUCUCCUAAAGAAGAAGUUUCCUCCUGACUAGAAACUGAAAGUGAAAAGUUGCUAGAAGUAAAAUACGAAUUAAAGCAUUGGAUUACGAUUAAAGUAAAGAGUGAGUAGGAACUGAAAAGGAGAUGCUAGGAGUUUUGAAAUUAAUAUGUUGAAUCAUACCACAAUUACUUAUGUGAUGAAUUGAGCUCUGCUAACGGUUGAGCUCUUCCAGCAACUACCUGCGGAUGCGCGACAAGGGCUGUUGUUUCGAGACGACGGACGAGGAGGGCCACUAUUAGUCUCCGUGGAUCCAGAACGGUUAUUGGCGGAUUUGACCAGGAAGUAUCUGACGAAAAAGUGGCCGGGUUAUUUGCCGAGGUACUAUUUACUACCUAAAGAGUAAGUAAGAGUGACUAGAAGAAGAGCGUAGGUAACGCAUGAGUAGAUUGUAGAGGAGUGUGCCCCCUCUACUGGGCUGGCGAAUUGUUAGCUACCAGCGAUCUUGUACGCCUUGAAGAUUGUGAUUGUGAUGUUGGACUUGAAGUUGAGUUACAGAGCCCUCCCGUCGACUUAAGAUUGUGAUUGUGAUGUUGGACUUGAAGUUGAGUUAAAGAGCCCUCCCGUCGACUUAAGAUUGUGAUUGCAUGCGGUGUUGAAGUUGAGUUAAAGAGCCCUCCCGUCGACUUAAGAUUGUGAUUGUAUGCGGUGUUGAAGUUGAGUUAAAGAGCCCUCCCGUCGACUUAAGAUUGUGAUUGUAUGCGGUGUUGAAGUUGAGUUAAAGAGGACCUGCUCUGUUACUAUAGCUAACGGAGUGGUAGUGCUUGCUGAGUCAAAACUUUUUCUUCAUCCUGUUAACAUCCUGGCCUCUGGCCCUGAAUUGUUAUCAGUAUCAGUCUCUACGGGCACUACGGACAGUGUCAUCAGAGGCCCAUACAUGUUGAGUUAAAGAGUCCACCCGUCGACAGUCAUCAAAAAAUUGAAACGCUUCCAAACUUCGAAUAUGCACCUCCUCCAUGAUCCAGAUUCCACGAUUUUUCAGUGGAGGGUCGCUGUCCAGUGCCGACAGCCUUCGAUGCAACUUUAGGAUGGGCUUUAGGCCACUGUGCCGCCUGUUUGGUACAGACGAAAAUGAAUGGGUAUUUUUAAGGCUUCCCCUAAUCAUCGUUGUAAGGAUUCCUCCAUCGUAGGUAUGCACCCAAAUACAAGGAGCAAUGCAUCCAAAUACAAGGGGCAUGAUGCUGAGGCAUCCAAAUCAAGGCAUAUUCUUGAGGGAUCCCGGCAGGGGUGAGCCCGGGAGAGCUCUAAUAGGUAGCGUGUGUCACCGAUUUGCUGCAAGCCGGCAAUAUGUGGCAAGCUGAGGGUGUGAGAUUCGAAGCUUUUUUGGACAAUCUUGAAACCGGUUCUAGUAAGGGAGCAUCAGUAGGUCCUGGUGCCGCAACUCUUAGCAGCUCUUCAAAGGAACAAAGUACACCAAUUGUAGGAGGACACGCCAAAGGAACUUCCGCAACUACUAUAGGAGGCACUACUGUAGCACGUAGUACUACAAUAGGAGGCACAUCAGCUUCAGCUUUUGCUCCCGCUGCAAGAGCAUCAUCAGCAUCAGCUGCCGCACCUCGGUCUGGGUCUCCGCGGCCCUCGCCAC